This is a messenger RNA of Dermatophagoides farinae (American house dust mite), 1682 nucleotides long. Its product is annotated as arginine methyltransferase 3. Gene Ontology annotation, cellular component: nucleus. Gene Ontology annotation, biological process: peptidyl-arginine methylation, to asymmetrical-dimethyl arginine; chromatin remodeling. NCBI's taxonomy places the organism in Eukaryota, Metazoa, Arthropoda, Arachnida, Sarcoptiformes, Pyroglyphidae. Gene Ontology annotation, molecular function: histone methyltransferase activity; protein-arginine N-methyltransferase activity. The record is from RefSeq and is a predicted model, not a curated record.
AUGUUUGCAUUUCAUAAAAGUCUGUGUGUGUGUUUGGAUCUAAAUUCUAUCUAAUCAAUGGAUGACCAUCAAUCAUCAUCAUCAUCGGAUGAUGAUAAUGAAUAUAUUGAACAAGAAGAACCAUUAGAAUUUAAUAUUAAAUGUUUAUUCUGUAAUCAUUAUGCCACUAAUUAUCAGCAAAUGUUCAAUGAACAUAUCCACGAUGAUCAUCAAAUUAAUCUGUUGGAUAUUUGUCGUCGACAACAAAUGGAAACAUUUGAUUUUAUUAAAUUAGUGAAUUAUAUUCGUAAACAACAAACACCAGCAUCAAAUGUUGAAUCAAUAGUUGUCGAUCGAUUAUUCGAUCAUGAUGAAUAUCUAAAACCAACGAUGGAAGAUGAUCAUUUUCUCAUGUUUGAUUAUGAAGGUGAAAUCGUUGAUGACGAUGGUGAUGAUAAUAAUAGGCCGAUGAACAUCAGUGAUGAACAAUUGAAAAAUGUUUGCCAUGAUUUAUCCAAAGAAAAAUUAAUUGAAAUGAUCAUAGAAUUGAAUGGAAAAUUGAAAGAAACCAGAAAUGAUAUGGCAAAAAUUCGAAAUUUAUUCAUCGAUGAACCACAACAAUCGAAUGAUGGUUUGAUUAGUAAUAUUGUAACCAAUUUGGAUGAACAUUCGGAUAGUUCAUAUAUUGAUUCUUAUUCACAUUUUUCCAUACAUCAUACAAUGUUGGCUGAUAAACCACGUACAUUAGCCUAUCAAGAUGCUAUACUGGAAAAUGGCUCCUUAUUUGUUGGCAAAACAGUAUUGGAUAUUGGUUGUGGUACUGGCAUUCUAUCAUUGUUUGCAGCAAAAGCCGGUGCAAAAUUAGUCGUCGCUGUUGAUCAUAGUGAUAUUAUUGUUAAUAAUGCACGUACAAUUAUCAUGGAAAAUGGUUACGAACAAACUAUUCGUAUUGUUCGCGGUAAAUUGGAACGAUUGGAUUUUGAAAAAUUAUCAUUACCAACUCGAUAUGAUAUAAUUAUUUCCGAAUGGAUGGGUUAUUUUCUUCUUUUCGAAGGAAUGCUCGAUACAAUAUUGUAUGCACGUGAUCAUUUGCUGAAGCCACAAGGUGCCUUAUUACCAAGCCGUUGUAAAAUGUUUUUAUCUGCAUUUUUCGAUUGUAAAUUCUAUGAAAAUAAUAUCGAUUUCUGGAACGAUGUUUAUGGUUUCAAUAUGUCAUCAAUGAUUACUGAUGUUACCAAAGAAGCCACUAUUGAUUUAAUAGCACCGGAAAAUAUUUGUACAACAGCAGAAAAAAUUUGUGAUUUUGAUCUGAAUUCAUGUGGAGAAAAUUUUUCCACUACCGACAUUAUUUCAUCAUUUGAAUUUCAUUUCAAAAAUGAUUCCACUAUUCAUGGUUUUGUUGGCUGGUUUGAUUGUUAUUUUGAUUCAAUGACCAAAUUGAUCAUAUUAAGUACAUCACCAUUUGCUGAACCAACACAUUGGAAACAGACAAUAUUUCCAUUGAAAGAACCAAUUAUAGUACAAUCGGGUAAAUCAGUAUGCGGUGAAAUACGUAUUGGAAAACAAAAACAACGGGCAAAUAAUAAUGAUCCACGUGCAUUGGAAAUUUGUUUAUUAUUACAACAACCAAUUCAAUGUAAACUUGUUUAUAAUAUUUGUUGAGUAAGAAAAAAGAAACAAUAAAUAAAUACAUUUUCAAUGAA